AUGGCACCCCUUGACUACGCCGCGAUUCUGGCCCGUAAACUCAACCACCCGUUCACUGCCGCCCAGCUCCUUGCGCACUUUCGAGUAUCAGAGGCAACACAGAAGGCGAUGUACGACAUCGACAACAUGGUCUACCCGUCACCACAAGGUGCCGAGCAUGUUGCAGCCUUCCUGCGAACCGUGCCGCCCGCCUUCGAGAGCUCGCUGCGUACCCUGUGGAUGAGCCUCCAAGACAGCCAGUGCACUUGGGCAUGGGCAACCCUGACGCUCGUGGUGAAGAAAACCGCGGCGUACAUGCAGAACGGGGUGCCCUCCCCGGCCGACGUGGCCGCGUUCGACCCCGCAUCACCCAUCGCCAUGAACGGGAAGAAGCGGCUCAAGGCCACUGGCGUCCCGACAUGCAAGUUCGUCCCGACAUGCAAGUUCUGCGCGAGCAUCCACCAUUCCGUCGACAGAUGCCCCGAGAUAGCCUACAUCCGUGAUCUGGAGAACAUGGGAUACGUUGGGCGGCAAGCUGGGGCUCCCUCACCUGCGCCGACCGCUGAAGCAUCCAACUCGCGCAGGUCGUUGUCAGCCAUCCAGUCGCCGCCAGCGCUCGCACUGGCGUCGCCAAGUGCCGACCACACGACUCUGGACGUUGACGCCUUCCUCCGUGAGCCGUAUUGGGCGGAACUGGCCAAGAAACACCCGUUGCCCGACUUUGGCAAUGGACCGUGGUGA
Molecule: messenger RNA, 720 nt
Organism: Vanrija pseudolonga
Lineage: Eukaryota; Fungi; Basidiomycota; Tremellomycetes; Trichosporonales; Trichosporonaceae
Exons: 1
Coding region: 1-720 (239 amino acids)
Source: RefSeq, a predicted model, not a curated record